Cyclopterus lumpus (lumpfish) is the source of this 811-nucleotide messenger RNA. RefSeq names its product translin-associated factor X interacting protein 1 (gene tsnaxip1). Lineage: Eukaryota; Metazoa; Chordata; Actinopteri; Perciformes; Cyclopteridae. The record is from RefSeq and is a predicted model, not a curated record. Bases 1 to 555 code for a protein of 184 amino acids. The transcript has 6 exons.
AUGGGGGAUCAAGGGUACACAAAAGGGGCUAAGGACCCGGUGGAGCUGCAGCUGGCUCUGAAGGUGUGUCGGAAAGACCUGACUAAAGCCCAGGAGGAGCUCAAUAGGAUGAAGGCAGAGUACUGGGAUGUCGUGCCCAGACGCAACUGGGACACCCUGGAAAAAACACACAAACAGGACCUCCUGCAGUUGAAGACGUUGCAGGGUGACUUUGACCAGUUGAAAAGUGAGUACGACACCCUGCUGGAGCUCCACAAAGGAGGCAGCAUGCAGAUUGAGGCACGCCACCCCGUCCCUGUGCAGAUGGAGGAUAGUUUGUUUCAGGGGCAAAGCCAGAUUCAGUCCGACCACCUCAAAGACCCAAUCAACUCCAAUGCCCCUCAGAGCGGCACACUCACUGUCCAGGAGUUGAGGACGGCCCCGAAAACAGGGUUCCCUCUGAAGUCAGAUCAGGAAAUAGAUGAACUUGUGGACUCGGCUCAAAGUAAACCAGACAGCAGCAAUGACGCCAUCUCCUCUCAGAGACUGCUAGCAGCAUCCGAUGCGAGAGCCUAGAAGAAUCAGAGGAAAAUGUUGCAUCAAACCCCUGUCCAGCCGGCGACUGAUAUAAUGUUGUUGUAUACAUUUGAUAGAUUGUUCGUUAAGGAGGUUGGACAACUAACAGUUUCUGAUAUUUAGAUAUGGCAAAUGUUAUGUACAUUAGUCAUGCAAUAUCACUGUCUGAUCAAAAUAAAACAGUGCCAUUCACCACCAUUGUAUUGGGAGCUGCAAUAGAAGCCUCACAAUGUGGAUUUGGUAAAGGAAAAUGUAA